AUGAAAUAUUCAACUGGUUCUGGGCCAAACUCUGUAGCUGUUGGAGAUUUAAACAACGACACUCGACUGGAUAUCGUCGUCGCUAAUUAUGGUGAAAACACUAUAAGUAUCCUUCUUGGUUACGGUGAUGGCUCUUUUACAAAUCAAGCAAAAUAUUUAACUGGUUCUAAACCAUGGUCUGUAGCCUUUGGUGAUUUUAAUAACGACAUGCGACUGGAUAUCGUCGUCACUAACUUGAAGGACAACACUAUAAGUGUGCUUCUCGGACAUGUAAAUGGCUCUUUUGCAAAUCAAAUGAAAUAUUCAACUGGUUCUGGGCCAAGCUCUAUAGCUGUUGAUGAGUUUAACAACGACACCCGACUCGAUAUCGUCGUUGCUAAUAAUGGGGACAACACUGUAAGUAUCCUUCUUGGAUACGAAGAUGGCAGUUUUGCAAAUCAAAUGAAAUAUUCAACUGGCUCCGGGCCAAACUCUGUAGCUGUUGGUGAUUUUAAUAACGACACCCGACUCGAUAUCGUAAUUGCUAAUAAUAGGGACAGCACUGUAAGUAUCCUUCUUGGAUAUGGUGAUGGCUCUUUUGCAAAUCAAAUAAAACAUUCAACUGGCUCCGGGCCAAACUCUGUAGCUGUUGGUGAUUUUAAUAAUGACACUCGACUGGAUAUCGUUGUCACUAAUUCGAAUCAGGCCCGUGUUAGCGUACAUAUUGGAUAUCCCAGUGAAGGUUUUCUAAUACAAACGAGGCUAAUAAUUGGGAAUGGAUCCCGGCCUACGUCGUUUGUCAUGGGAGAUUUUAACAAUGACGGUCAAAUAGAUAUUGCAAUUGUCAAUUCAGGCACUAACAACGUCGGUAUUUUUCUGAGAUAUGACAAUGGUUCUUUCGCAAAUCAAAUGACAUAUUCAACUGAUUCUUCUCCAUGGUCGGUAGCUGUUGGUGAUUUCAACAACGAUACGAUACUUGAUAUCGUUGU
This is a messenger RNA of Rotaria sp. Silwood1, 968 nucleotides long. Lineage: Eukaryota; Metazoa; Rotifera; Eurotatoria; Philodinida; Philodinidae. The record is from the annotation of a GenBank genome assembly.